This is a messenger RNA of Durusdinium trenchii, 216 nucleotides long. The record is from the annotation of a GenBank genome assembly. Lineage: Eukaryota; Dinophyceae; Suessiales; Symbiodiniaceae.
AUGUGGAGUGCCUGCCAGGCUACCUUUGAAGUUGGAGACGUAGCGUGGUUUGGUCAGUUGCGGGGCAUCGUGCGGUAUGUCGGCAAGACCCAGUUUGCGGAGGGAGUAUGGUUCGGGAUCGAGCUGGAUGAGAAGGCGGCUAGAAGUUACUUGCGCACUUGCACAGGGUACCCAUCAGCGCGUGAAGCCAGGAAGGGAAAAAUGACGGCACCGUAA